Messenger RNA from Ornithodoros turicata, 483 nucleotides. RefSeq lists its product as uncharacterized. Bases 1 to 483 code for a protein of 160 amino acids. The record is from RefSeq and is a predicted model, not a curated record. The transcript has a single exon. NCBI's taxonomy places the organism in Eukaryota, Metazoa, Arthropoda, Arachnida, Ixodida, Argasidae.
AUGCAACAACUCUUGGGCGACCGCGCUUCAGCACUGGACGAUUCCAUCUUGCGCGAGCUAUUUUUGCAGCGGCUCCCGAACACGGUGCGCAUGAUUCUAACGACCUCCACCGCAGUCUCUCUCGAAGCCUUGGCCGAGAUGGCUGAUAAGAUAAUGGACAUCGCACCGCCAACCAUUUCUGCGGUAUCACCGCAACCCCACGCGGUUUCCCCACUUUCGGCGACUCCCACGAUGUCAGACUUCCAGAUCCUCCGUGACGAGGUCGCGCGGCUGACCGACAUGGUUUCGACUUUACGUUUCAACUGCCGCUCCACAACACCCAGGCACCGUAGUCCUCGUCGAAGCAGUCGGCGCCGCAGCCCCUCCAACCGCUCGCCGUCCCCCAACCCAGGCAAGUGCUGGUACCACCAGACUUUCGGAGCCAGUGCACGCAACUGCCAACCUCCCUGCACCUAUCCGGGAAACGGGGGAGUCAGAUACUGA